Molecule: messenger RNA, 413 nt
Organism: Aphanomyces invadans
Lineage: Eukaryota; Oomycota; Saprolegniomycetes; Saprolegniales; Verrucalvaceae
Exons: 2
Coding region: 45-371 (108 amino acids)
Source: RefSeq, a predicted model, not a curated record
UUUUUCUCCCGCCGGUUCCCGCCGCCCCUGUCGAUAUCUGCGAGAUGACCGUCAUGACUGGCCCCGUCCGCGUGUUGACCGAGCGCAUCAUGUCCCGUGGGUUUGAGCCCACGGUGUCGCGCAUGAUGGAGCGUGUCAAGAGCACGGUGCGUCGCCAACCAGGACUCUUGUCUGUGCAGACCCUUGCGGACGUCGAAGACCACCACAAGUACAUUGUCCUGUCCGAGUGGAAGACUCGCCAGGACUACGAGAACUGGGAAAAGAGCGAAGACUUCAAGUUGUGCACUGCCAAGGUCAACGAGUGCUUGGACAUGCCAGGAAAGAAAACGCGCAUUUUCCAGACCCCCAAGGACGACAUCUUCCUCCUCUAAUCGAGUGUCGUGUAUAUGCACCUCGAGUUCCAUUGUUGUCCA